Messenger RNA from Danio aesculapii, 1692 nucleotides. It is a transcript of the gene cd79b, whose product is annotated as CD79b molecule, immunoglobulin-associated beta. The transcript has 7 exons. The record is from RefSeq and is a predicted model, not a curated record. Bases 136 to 900 code for a protein of 254 amino acids. NCBI's taxonomy places the organism in Eukaryota, Metazoa, Chordata, Actinopteri, Cypriniformes, Danionidae. Gene Ontology annotation, cellular component: B cell receptor complex; external side of plasma membrane. Gene Ontology annotation, biological process: B cell differentiation; B cell receptor signaling pathway.
CCUCUAUUUGCCUGUAUAUACAUUUUGCAGAUAGAAGCAUAUUUCUCUGAUGCUGUCUUUUCUUUGUAUCAUCACUGGCCUCAGCGCGGAUAGCUGUUCUUGUUUCACACCGUCUAUUUUUACCCUCAGCUCAGGAUGUCUUCACCUCAGCUUCAGACCUGCACCUUCUGGCAGAGGCAGGACUGUGCUGUGGUGCAGCUGUACUCCUUCUGUUCGCUCUCUGUGACAGACUUCUACAUUUCUUGCAGAGGUGGAUUUCAAGACUUCAAGAUCAUGCAUUACUUCUUGCUGGGAUUCUCAGUCAUGGCAUUGAUUUACCUGUCAGCUGAAGGAAGCAUCAUUGUAUUCCAGAAGCCCAGAUUUAUUGGUGUUAAGACAGGUCGGACUGUGAUGAUAUACUGUGUGCCGUCGAAUCCCACUCGCGGGCCAGCUCGUGUACAGUGGUUUAAAAACAAGAAUUACCAAAGCUCACUUACGAAUGACCAGAGAAUAACAAUUAAUGACAGGAACAAUGAUAAAAAUGCUUCAAUUACUUUAAAGAAGGUGGAGACUGAGGACAGUGGCACUUACUUCUGCAAGUUAAACGAUACAUUCGGACCAGGAACUGAACUUCAAGUAUCAAGAUAUAGUGAGCCUCAUGCUAUUUUGAUGAGAUCUAGAGUUAAGGAUGUCAUCAUUUUCCUUCAGGCUUUUCUCUUGAUUUUGUGCAUUAUUGUUCCUCUGGUUCGAUUUUACAAACUGGAGAAGAAGGAAGAGGCUGAUUAUGAGGAGCCGGAGGAUGACCACAUAUAUGAGGGUUUGGAAAUCGAGCAGGUUGGUGGAGAUGUGUAUGAGGACAUCUCAAUGUUUGCUCAGAGCAGUGAUGCAGCAUGGGAAGUUGAGUCUCCAUGCCAAGAGUGAGAAAAACCAAUGAUAUAUCAAGCCGAUUCGUAACUGUAUGAUUUAUGGGGUAAUACAUAUGAAUUUGUAUGAUAUCAUUCAUACAUUUUAGUAUGAUUUGCUCAUCCUCCAAUGACAGUUUGGUGACACUUUACAUAUUAAUAAUAAUUACCCGAUCUUAGCUUUAACACCAGACGCAGGGGGAUACAUUCAGUCUCAUUGUUUGUGUUUUGUAUAUAUAGGCAUAUAUAUAUAUAUAUUUGUGUGUGUGCGUGAACAUGCUAAAGAUUUCAAUUACUAUUGUAACUGAUAGUUACUAUGUAUAAGUUAGCAUACAGUUUUAGUUCUUGUUAAUGCAUGUAAACAUUUACAUAAUGAUUAUUCAAGGACAUUGUAGUAUUUUCACCUUUUGUUCAUGUUGCUUGUUUAUUUUACUAGCUGAUAUCCUGUAUAUACUGGGUAUAUAGGGUGUCAAAUUGUUUUUACAGUGUGUUUGUUGUAUGAAUACACUGGCUCUGGCUGGUCAUUCAUAAAAAGGUGCUUUAUAUGUGGAAAUAAAUAUACUAGUGGUGAGGAACUGUUCUUAUGAAGUCAGAAAUAUCAACUUUCACUUCAUUUGUGUUAAAAUAAGCAUGUGAGAUUCAGGUGUUUUCCACAACAUUGCUUAUUUUCCACCUUCUAUCUGAUGUGGCUUCUUCAACAUCAGACCACAUAUGACCGUCUGUCCGUCUGUACAGAUUUAACAUUUUAAAGGUCACUAAUUUACUAUCUGACCAACAAAAUACUGCAAAAUUCUAAAUGUGUAUUUUUCGU